AUGCUAAAUUUUUUCCACACAUCUGAUGCCGCGUUACGGGGAACCCGGAUCCCAAGAAUUUCGAAUUCUUCGGGUCUAGAUCAAAACCAAGAUCAAGAUCAAAUGGGGGAGGAGGAGAAGAAUAAGGAGGAUACUCUGGGAAAUUUGAUGACGAAUAUUAGAGAGGAGGUUGAGAUGAGCUUAGAGGGGGUGAGGAGGAAAUUGAAUGGGGUAAAGGAGAUUUUGGGGAUGAUGGAGAGUUUGUGUAGGGGUGCGUUGGGUGAGGAGUUGGAGGGGAGGGUGGAAGAUGGGGAGGAUGAGGGGGAUGAGGGGGAUGAGGGGGAGGAGGUGGAGGAAGAGGAGGAGGAGGAGGAGGAGGAGAUGAAUGAGGAGGAGGAGAUGGAGAGGUGGUAUUGGAUAAGUUGA
Messenger RNA from Botrytis sinoallii, 405 nucleotides. RefSeq lists its product as uncharacterized. The transcript has 2 exons. The record is from RefSeq and is a predicted model, not a curated record. Bases 1 to 405 code for a protein of 134 amino acids. Lineage: Eukaryota; Fungi; Ascomycota; Leotiomycetes; Helotiales; Sclerotiniaceae.